AUAGAUUACGUGUCCUGACUUCGACAGCGUGUGAUCUGGCCAGACCCACAAACUAUUUUCCACGACUGGAAGUUUAAUGCGAGCUAAAGUGUUGGGAAAGGGGCCUUGAGGAUAGGUUGGCUUAUCACAUCACAUCACCCGACUUCUCCGUCAUCUCUAUGUCAUCACCGCCCACAUAUGAUGCAUGCAUCAAAAGACCGCCUCGUCCGUCCUGUUCCCCCUUUCUCGCUCAUCCUUCCCACAUUCCUUCACCCACUGCAUACACUCUUUUCUGCAACAUCAGUCUUGCUGGCAGAGAGUGUGCUCCUCAAUUCUGAUAUCACACUCUCACCGAACACCUGCGACUCGACAAGACGGCCAAUUGCCUCGUGGCUGCCAUCAUCCUCUCUCCUUUCCCCGAUUUCACGACCGUACGAACAUCCCUUCUAACGACUUUACCGCGACACGUCAAUUUCCCUUUCUCAACAUCUCCGACAAAACCUUCUCAGCGGUCAAGCGGCGCCGACUGGUGAAGCGUGCCCGAUUGGCCCGAUUGACUUCGUGCGUGGGCCGAGAUCCGGCCCCAGAAGUACCGCGCCCUCUCUUGAUGUGCCACGUCAACAUUGAUGUACCGGACCCACUUCCUGGACUGCCUGGUCCGUGCUCAAAGAGCACAAGUCAUGCUGCUUGCGCACGCUAGUUUCUGAAACCUCUGUAGAAGUUAGGGAAUGUUUGAAGGAUACUUGUGUUGGAUGGGUUGGAGUGCGUCUUUUUUUGUCACCCGC
Messenger RNA from Microdochium trichocladiopsis, 764 nucleotides. RefSeq lists its product as uncharacterized. The coding region runs from base 185 to 679 and encodes 164 amino acids. Lineage: Eukaryota; Fungi; Ascomycota; Sordariomycetes; Xylariales; Microdochiaceae. The transcript has a single exon. The record is from RefSeq and is a predicted model, not a curated record.